GUCUAUAGAAUUAAUAAUUGAACCAUUAUCAAGUGUGAUCUUUUGCCUCUGUACAACUCUCUUUUGUUUGGUAAUAAUAUAUUUAACAAUAAUUGAAGCCUCCCAUUGCCUUCCUUCCCGUCCCGCCGGUGACCGUCGGCCAGCAGUUCCUCCGCCUUCCGCCGACCUCCCAUCUUCCUUUCUAUCGCGCAGGUGACCGCCGGCUAGUAGUUCCUCUGCCUUUCGCCAGCCUCUCAUCUUCCUUCUUCUGUGGCCUUCUUGCGUGGCCUGGGAAAUAGAGGUGGCCUGGGAAAAAUUUUCCCCUAAUUUCCUCGCGCAGGGGGGGGGGGGGGUGUAUAUGUCUGUGUUUCGUCAUCGGCGAAUUUUCCGGUGGUGGUGGAGAGGGGUUGCGAGGUUUUUCGGCGACUGUGUCUGUUUUUUUAUGUUUGUCAAACGUUUUUGUAAUGUUUGUAAGUAUGUUUUGUGAUUUUGUAUCAAUUCUGUUUGUAUCGUUUAUCAUUCUAGUUUAUCAUUUUUAUCUAUUAUGUUUGUAAUGGUUAUAUGACUGAUUUGUAUACAUUGUAAUUUGUAAUGUUUGUUUAUCUAGUUUGUAUACUUUGUAUUCUUUGAUUUGUAGUACAAGUUUACUGUUUUGUAUUGUAAGUAGUAGCAUUUUGUAAUGUUAGUAUGUUUUGUAAUUUUUGUCGGUCUAGUUUGUAUUGUUUUUAUAGUUCGUAUGUUUCGUAAUGUUUGUAAAUAUGUUUGUACGUUUUAUCGUUCUAGCUUGUAUAGUUUGUAUGUUUGUAUGGUUUUACUGUUUGUAAGUCCAGUUUGUAUACUUCGUAAUUUCCAUAAUACCCAAACUACCUCUAUCAUUAAUUAAAAAGCCCUUCCCACUUUUUAACCGUCAGAUUGGUCUGUAUAGAUCUAAGGGCUGGAAAGGGUUUAGUCAAGUGACUAAGCACCCCCUUAAUCACAAAAUCCGGUCCCGGAAAGUGACGUGUGCUAUGUUCCAAUUUCCAAAUGAGUCACAGAAUCCGUUAUGAUAAAAUCUCUCAUUAAAAAUCCUCAUUCACGCUAUGAAUUGAAUUGUGUUAGUAUUAACACUAUGCUAAUAAAAACACCCCAACCUUGGCCCAAGAUAAGUUCGCCGCCUAGGAUCACUUACUUUACUUUACGUAGUGGAAAAUGAAAAUUUCUUUCAGUUUCAUGAUCGGACUAUGAAUCCUUUGUUUCUCAGUGAAAAGCCCGUAUUCUUUGUGUAUAUAAAAAGAGAUGGACGGCCUCGCAAAUUAUAUUGCUCAGCUCAAAGUAAAGAAUUGCUCAGGAAGAAUGUCAUGUUUCAAGGUGAAGUCGAACAACCUGUUCCUCUACGGUACCAGCCAGGGUACAAUCGUAGUCCUCGACGCCGGCAACGAUCUCACCAGUCCGACACCCUGCUUCCGCGACUGGAAACCUCUUGCCACCGUUACAUGCCCAGUUAACGCCGCCGACGACAGUACCAUUAUUCCCUUAGCAUGCUGUACAAGACCAAAACAGCUCUACUACGGGGAGCUGCAAUUGUUCGGGGUCGUGAUCGAAGGCCGGACGUUGAGAAAACUACAGACCGAUCUGUACAAUUCCCAGCUGUUGGUGAACCGGGAAGGCUACCAGGUUCAGUACUACAACAGCGGCUCGAGUUCCAAGGCUCUGGUGGUGGGGACCAGCAAGCUCUCCAAGCUGAACGACAUGUUCGGCUGGUGGGAGUACGGGGUGACGCCGCCGCCGAUCAAGACGGUGUGGAACCGUUACGAUCGGAGCAACGGGGAAGUGGUGGUCGAUUUCGAGAAGCUGGGGAGGCGAUUGGUGGAGCGGACUCAGGAGAAGUGGCGUGUUGAAUCGCUAUUGGUGCAGAAGGAGGAGGUUCUUAAGGAGAAGGACGUGUUGAUUGAAGGGAUGAGGAAGGAGAUUGAGGGGUUGAAAGCGAGUUUAGGUGAGUUGGAGGAGAUUAGGGGUCGUUUGGUGACUAAAGAGAAACAAGUGGACUUUUUGAAGACUACCAUUACUGCAUUGAUCUCUAGAAAUAAGCUAUUUUCUGAUUUCGAAUAACUUUGUACUGUCUUUAUUUGGUCUUUAUUUUGUACUCUGUCAUUUGAUUAUCGUAAAUAUUUAGUUUUGCAUAGAUUUCCAGUGACUAUUGUAUUUUGGAAAUUUCUUAUAAAAUUUUGUGACACGCUAAAACACAACACCAAACUGCGAUCAAGUGCAAUCGCAGUCUGGGAAUGCAGUAAGUGGCAAGCUCUAUUUGUCAACCCGAGGCCUAGAUCUAUUGCCUACUCCGUAAUUAUUUAUUAUCUAGCAAACUAAGUCGAGUGAUUGUGGUUUUAACUAAAAGCAGUAAGAAAGUAGGAAAAUGGUU
Molecule: messenger RNA, 2377 nt
Organism: Linum trigynum
Lineage: Eukaryota; Viridiplantae; Streptophyta; Magnoliopsida; Malpighiales; Linaceae
Source: the annotation of a GenBank genome assembly